Messenger RNA from Mya arenaria, 5384 nucleotides. RefSeq names its product choline/ethanolaminephosphotransferase 1-like. Bases 130 to 1287 code for a protein of 385 amino acids. The record is from RefSeq and is a predicted model, not a curated record. Gene Ontology annotation, biological process: phosphatidylethanolamine biosynthetic process. Gene Ontology annotation, cellular component: endoplasmic reticulum membrane; Golgi apparatus. Gene Ontology annotation, molecular function: diacylglycerol cholinephosphotransferase activity; ethanolaminephosphotransferase activity. The transcript is spliced from 8 exons. NCBI's taxonomy places the organism in Eukaryota, Metazoa, Mollusca, Bivalvia, Myida, Myidae.
UUCCGGGUAUAUAAGUCAAGAUAACAAAAUGGGACGGUUUCUGUUUUAGUUUUCUGUUUUUAAGUACAUGUUUGCAUUUAUUGUUAAAACGUUGUGUAUUAGUUUCGUAUAUCAAUUAAGUUGACCAAUAUGGCAGCGGAACUUCUUACUACGAAGCAAAUUAAAUCGCUGAAAGAGCAUAAAUACAAGGCAGAGGGCCAGUCUUUUUCUGAGCCAUUGAUGCAGAUGUAUUGGAAAUGGUUGGUAGAACAAAUACCGCUUACAUGGGCCCCAAAUACAUUGACACUCGUGGGACUAUUGAUGAACGUCAUAUCUACGUUGUUUCUGAUAAUCUAUUCUCCAGAUGGAAAUAGUGAGGCACCAAGAUGGGUGUAUUUCUUCUGUGCAAUCGGGCUGUUCGUUUACCAAAGCCUGGACGCUAUUGACGGGAAGCAAGCACGCCGUACCCAAACCAACACACCCCUAGGGGAGCUGUUUGAUCAUGGAUGUGAUUCUUUGUCAACAGUGUUUGUGAUGCUGGGAUGUUGUCUAGCCCUGAAGUUGGGCCAGAACCCAAUGGUGCUUAUGUUUGAGGUUUGCCUGUCUGAGGUCUGCUUUUACAUGGCCCACUGGCAGACAUACGUAUCUGGGACACUUAAGUUUGGCAAGAUUGAUGUGACAGAGGGACAGUUUACUGUGAUAGCUAUUUAUUUAUUUUGUGCAAUAUCUCCAGCGUUUUUUGAUAACAAUUUACCAAUAAUUGGCAUCCCACUGCGAUUCGUCUGCGUGAUUUGCAGUAGUAUUCCAUCGUUUUUCUUCAUUUACAAGACGUCGACCAUGAUACUACAAGGGGGAGCUGGGAAAAACAAGUCAACUGUUGCAGGUUCCAGUACAAUAUUUCCGAUAGUUCCAAUUGGGCUGGUGAUAGGUUUACAAGUGAUAAUUGCUACAAAGACAUCAAUAUACACAGACCAGCCAAGCCUUUACCUGCUUAGUUUUGGAUUUGUGGUUUCCAAAGUUACCAACAGUUUAGUGGUAGCGCACAUGUGCAAAAGUGAAAUGCACUUACUGGAUUGGAGUCUAAUGGGACCUAUGAUGUUAUUCAUGAACCAGUACUUCAACAGCAAGAUUCCAGAAAAUUUUCUUCUCUGGAUUGUCUUUAUUUUAAGUGCUCAAGGAUGGCUGACGUACAGUUAUAGGAUAUGUGGAGAAAUCUGUGCCCACUUGAACAUUUACUGCUUUAAUAUAACAGAAACACCAAGUGGUAACAAGGGAGCUACAAAUGGACAGAAAGAAAAAAAGUUUUAAAAUAUUAGUUGUAUGUAACCUCACCAUAAUAUUAUAUAUUGGUACAUUAUCAUUUUAAAUUAUUGUUUUUCAUUUUAUGUCACAGUCAAAAUAUGUAUUCAGGUAUACAGAGUAAAUGUAGUUUCGUAAAUCUGUGACGUAUUAUAUUUUUUUGCCAUAACUAAUGCUAAAGUGACCUGUCUAGGGCUUGUCUUCAGGUAUUUUGACAAAGAGGAAAAUAAGGAUUUUAUAUUUUUUGCUUUACAGUGUUCUUUACAAUAUCCAGUUUUUUAACACUAUGUAUCUUUAAUAGUACAAUUUCAAAUGAAAGCUUAGUGUAAAUGUUGGAUGAAUUAAAAAAAAUAAUAGCAUUUUGGUAUACUAUGCAACUAAGGCUUCGAGUCAGAAACUAAGAUCUUCCAUAUAAAAUACAAGCUUUUUUGAUAUCUUCACACUGCCAAGUUAUAUUUUCUUUCAUUCAAAGCUCAAAUUAAUGUAGUUGUCCAGCAAUAGUUACCUUUUUAGACACUAAAAUACUUGAAUAAGUAAACUACCUAGUUGUUCAUGGCUUAAAUAUGCUAUUUGAAAUGGCAAAAGGUUAGGCUCAAUGAAAAAUGAAAUGUUUUGGGAAGUUAAAUAGUUGUUUUUGAAUUAUGACUUUAAAGGGUAAAAUAAUAGCAUUUAGUUAAGGGGUGAAGUAAUAGCAUUUAGUUAAGGGGUAAAAUAAUAGCAUUUAGUUAAGGAGUGAAAUAAUAGCAUUUAGUUAAGGGGUGAAAUAAUUGCAUUUAGUUAAGGGGUGAAAUAAUAGCAUUUAGUUAAGGGGUGAAAUAAUAGCAUUUAGUUAAGGGGUGAAAUAAUAGCAUUUAAUUAAGGGGUAAAAUAAUAGCAUUUAGUUAAGGGGUAAAAUAAUAGCAUUUAGUUAAGGGGUAAAAUAAUAGCAUUUAGUUAAGGGGUGAAAUAAUAGCAUUUAGUUAAGGGGUGAAAUAAUUGCAUUUAGUUAAGGGGUGAAAUAAUAGCAUUUAGUUAAGGGGUGAAAUAAUAGCAUUUAGUUAAGGGGUGAAAUAAUAGCAUUUAGUUAAGGGGUAAAAUAAUAGCAUUUAGUUAAGGGGUGAAAUAAUAGCAUUUAGUUAAGGGGUGAAAUAAUAGCAUUUAGUUAAGGGGUAAAAUAAUAGCAUUUAGUUAAGGGGUGAAAUAAUAGCAUUUAGCUAAGGGGUAAAAUAAUAGCAUUUAGUUAAGGGGUGAAAUAAUAGCAUUUAGUUAAGGGGUGAAAUAAUAGCAUUUAGUUAAGGGGUGAAAUAAUAGCAUUUAGUUAAGGGGUAAAAUAAUAGCAUUUAGUUAAGGGGUGAAAUAAUAGCAUUUAGUUAAGGGGUGAAAUAAUAGCAUUUAGUUAAGGGGUAAAAUAAUAGCAUUUAGUUAAGGGGUGAAAUAAUAGCAUUUAGCUAAGGGGUAAAAUAAUAGCAUUUAGUUAAGGGGAGAACUAAUAGCAUUUAGUUAAGGGGUAAAAUAAUAGCAUUUAGUUAAGGUGUGAAAUAAUAGCAUUUAGUUAAGGGGUGAAAUAAUAGCAUUUAGCUAAGGGGUAAAAUAAUAGCAUUUAGUUAAGGGGUAAAAUAAUAGCAUUUAGUUAAGGGGUAAAAUAAUAGCAUUUAGUUAAGGUGCAAAGUGCUCUUCUUUUGCUUUGAUAGCAGCUUGCACUAGUAUGAGUGUUUCCUUUGUUUUCAUUGAUACAUUUAUUACUUCUAUAUUGGCAUGUAAACAAGUAGGUGGAGCUUAGCCGUUCAAUAACUAGGGUGGGGAUAUUUAAAUACUCUAGUCACUUAUACUGCAUGCUAGUUUAUGAACCUUGUCCUUGACAACAUUGUACAAGACAUUUACGUCACUCACUAUCCUCAGGACUGAAAUUACUCUUGUGCUUAAGUGCUCAUGUAUACAUUCAAUAACUCUGACUUGGUUGCAGUUACUAUUUUUAAUGUAGUUGAUUGUACAGCUUCAUGUAGCCAUUUAAGUGUGUGUUUUCAGGUGAUAUGAAAAGGUCUUGAUAUGCUUUCUUUACAACUCAUCUCAAUCUUGAGAGAGGUUGUCUCUGUUGGAAGAGAAGUGGUCUAGAGAACUCCAAUAUAUUUUCUAUUGGUCAUUUUCAUGUCAAAUAGUUUCUUAUACUACUUAUUUGUUUUUUUAUUUUUAGUUAUAGAGAACUUGUACCAUUCCAUGCUGACUGAUGACAUUCAGGAUAUUGUAUAAGAAACAGAAAUUCACAUUUUGGCGUAUUAAGUUAUUGAAUAUGUAACAUUCGAUUACCAUCAUUGCUAGCUGUUACCCGAUGUAUUGUCACCUGUAAAUGCCAUUCCUUUUCUGUGUUUUCCACCAUCUACAUUUCAUAUUUCAUCCUUAGUUAAUGAACAAAGUCAUUUAACCUAUUUUUGUCUUUGUGGAAUGUUGAUUUGAGCUAUUUUAAUUAUAAAUUUUUAUUAUUCUUUUAUUAUGCUUUUUUGUUUCACCUCUUGAUUUCAGCAUUAACCAACAAUAGUUGAUUUAAUAUUGAAGCAUACAGGCAUUCUUGCAGUCCCUAUUUUUCCUACUUUCCCCUAGUUUUUGGUUAGGCUGAUCCUUUUUCCUACUUCCCUUCUUUUUGCCCUUAAAAUCCCCUCUUUUGAAAAAAAAGUGUUUACUUCUGUCGCUACAUUUUGUUACUGAAAGCCUAAAUAUAGUUAAAAUAUCAUCUGACUUUUGACUCUGAAUAAUGUAUGCUACUAUGUACAAAGCUAUAUAUUGUAUGCUUAAAUGUAUUAUCUUGUAGUUUUAUCCUGGAAUUCGAUAUUCAUGGUCAAUGCAUGUAUGCCUCAUACAAAUUUGAAUACCAUUAGACUCUUUAAUUUUACCAAGCAACUUUAUGAUUUGGAAAAAAUGAAAUGACAAUUUGAGUUUUGGGACUUUUUUUAAUAAUGCAGUGAAAACUACAGAGACAAGCCCAGUUGCCUUCAACAUGAAUAUAGACCCCGUUGAGAGGCCCAGGUGACCAACCGAGAGGCACAUGUGCAAAUACCUCAAUUAUUCUCACUUUUUAAUUCAACAUUUAUGUGAUUUAACAUUAUUUAAUUAUUUUAGAUAGAUAUUAAAAUGAUAUUUGUACGUAAGGCCAUGCCAAAUCGAUUAUUAUUAUUUGGUUCCAACUCAGAAAAAGCAUAGAGUAAUAACACGUACAAAAUUGUCUUGACCUUAUCCACAGUAAGAAGUUACAUUGAUAAAAGUACAGAAACCUAACAAUAUAACACUUACAAUCCCAUAACUAGCUGGCAAAUAGACUUCUUUUACUCAACCCUUAAAAAUAACCGUUUUGUUUCAUAGCUAUGAUAUAUAAAGUCCAGAAAGCAAAGCAUUUUCCCAUGUAAAUUUAUGUAAUAAUUAUAAUUUUUUGCUAUUUUACUAACAGAAAAACUACCUGCCAAAAAUGUUUUACAGUAAUACAGCAUGGCCGUAACAGGCACGUGUGAGAAAUAUGGAAAAACCAAUAUACAUGAAUUCCAGGUUAAACCCCUUGUCUGUAAUUCUUCUGUGUGUACAUGUACGUGUAUGUUAAUGUGCUGCCAUUUCGCUUUCUGUCUCCUUGCUCACUUCAGCAUUGUAAUUUAUUGUGAUAGGCUUUAUUGUGAUUGUUGUUUAUGUGCAGAAUUUAUUCCCUUGUUUGGUUGGAAAUUAGUUUUUAGGUGCUUUUUGACUCUUCCAAGUCAACUGCUUCAAUAUAUUGGCUCUUUUUUUCAUUCGAAAUAUGAUUUGAAGAAUAUUAUAUUUAAAUUGUAAAUUAAUUUUAUUGUUUUGUAAGUGUCGGAACAUUUUAAACGAUGUACAUUUCCAUGUUUUAGGAUUAUUAUUUUACAACUCAUUUUUAGUGGAACAUUCAUUCAGAAUUUUUCAUGUAUGUGUUCUGUUAUUGCGGAUAAUUCGCAUAUUUUGAUAAUAUAGUUGUACCUUGUUUUAUCAUGACAUUAUUAAGUGUAUAGUUGUUUAGUGUAAUACUGUGCUAAUUUUUGUGACUGUAUUGCACUAAACUGACUUUAUAUGCGCCAUGCAAUAUCAUAGAUGUCUUAUUUUAUCCAAAGACCUCAAUUAUAUAUAAAAAAACA